Molecule: messenger RNA, 856 nt
Organism: Solanum lycopersicum (tomato)
Lineage: Eukaryota; Viridiplantae; Streptophyta; Magnoliopsida; Solanales; Solanaceae
Gene: ERF5
Product: ethylene response factor 5
Biological process (GO): ethylene-activated signaling pathway; regulation of DNA-templated transcription
Molecular function (GO): DNA binding; DNA-binding transcription factor activity
Source: RefSeq, marked validated
AAAAUGGGUUCUCCACAAGAGACUUGUACUUCACUUGAUUUGAUUAGGCAACAUCUUUUUGAUGAAUCUCUGGACCAGACUUGUUUCUCUUUUGAAACAACUCAAACUUCAAAUCUUGAUGACAUCGCAAGCUUCUUUAAUGCUACUUCAAAAACAGAGUAUGAUGGUUUUUUCGAAUUUGAGGCAAAACGACAUGUUAUCCAUUCAAAUUCUCCGAAACAGAGUAACUUGAGAGAACGGAAGCCAUCUCUGAACGUAGCAAUACCGGCGAAGCCUGUUGUUGUUGUAGAGAACGUUGAGAUUGAGAAGAAGCAUUACAGGGGAGUUAGACAGAGGCCAUGGGGGAAGUUUGCAGCGGAGAUUCGUGACCCAAAUAGAAAGGGGACUCGAGUUUGGUUAGGAACAUUUGAUACUGCUGUGGAUGCGGCAAAGGCAUAUGACAGGGCAGCGUUUAAGCUUAGAGGAAGCAAAGCAAUAUUGAAUUUCCCACUCGAAGUUGCAAACUUUAAGCAACAAAAUGAUGAGACUAAAACAGAGAUGAAGUCGUCAGGCAGUAAAAGGGUGAGAGGAGAAACAGAGGAAUUAGUAAUCAAGAAGGAAAGGAAAAUAGAAGAAGAAAGAGUACUCCCAACGGCGGCGGCUCCAUUAACACCGUCAAGUUGGUCGACGAUUUGGGAUGAAAAGGGUAUUUUUGAGGUGCCACCAUUGUCACCAUUAUCUCAGCUUGUUAUGAUAUAAUUUUGGAUUAUAAGUAUUUGAUGAAUAUGCACCUGACUAUAAACUAAGUCUGAGGUGAAUUAGGAUUAUAAUUAUGUGUCUCUUUGGAUCUUUAAUCUUUAAUAAUUUCUUUCAUUAA